CAGUUACUCAAGAUUAGGGUGAGCGUUGGACUACUUUAAACACUCCCCAAGUUCUCUCAGCCGGAAGAAGUUCUCAGCCACAAGUCUCAAUUGCAAGUAACACUCCUAGCUCAUAACUUGGACAUCAAUACCACUAAACACUCCCAAUAGGGUUCCCAGCAACGAUGCAGAAAGUGGCUGUGAUCCUUGUUUCUUAGUGUCCAACUUGUCAGGCAGAUUAAGCUCGUCGCAUCCGUAUAUCUUGUUUACCGUCACACUGAGGCCAGUCGGGAUCUUCUGGCGUCUUAAGCCCGGACGCAACAUGAGACAUCAGCAUUGACCCUGUCGAAUUCUGACUUCAAUACGCAGCAUCUGAAUGCAUGUGCCCUCACCGCCCCUGACAGUCAAUGAACUAGCGCUUAUGUUUCGGGUGCCUGCACUAGCUUAUUUGCCUCUCUAGGGAAAGGAACAAAUCCAGUCUGAAGAGGAGGCAGACCAUAUGGUCUACUAUUGCUCAUCUGACAGUCUGGGUGUCCCUUAUCAUCCAGCACGACUUUUCAAAAAGUCUUGAAAACACUCACGCUCUUAAUUUCAGGUAUAAAUCCUAGGCUCGCACAUUCAAGGUCAAUUCUAUCUCUGCUCCCAAUCUUGUCCGAAAUCAACCGCUCUCAACCAAUGGCUCCCACGAACAAGCUUGAGCCUGAAAAGGCCCUCAAGCCCAGGUCUCCUGAUGUGCAGUCAUCCGCGCAAGCCGAACCUGGCGGCAUUAUGGCUAUAGAUCAUGUUAAAGCAUUGCAAGAUAGAGUUCGCGAUCUGGAACUGCAGUCUCAAGUCUGUCAACUCCACCGCUCGCCCAAGUCUUCGGGCAGCCAGAGUCAGUCCGAUCCCGUCACAACUCUGACGCAGCGCCCCAGUGGCCAUGGCAAACCACGGGACGAGCCUACUCUUGAAGAAAAGGCCCCCGUCCAACAAAGGGAAGAUCCCUCUUUGAUUGAAGUUGUUUGGUUUUUUCCCCCAUUGUUAUAGUGUACUGGUCGGACAUGGUCAUGUCUUGUUCUCCUUUCGGUCUGACUAGAUGUCUAUAAAAUUGAAACCCCUCC
Molecule: messenger RNA, 1079 nt
Organism: Fusarium verticillioides 7600
Lineage: Eukaryota; Fungi; Ascomycota; Sordariomycetes; Hypocreales; Nectriaceae
Exons: 2
Coding region: 655-1005 (116 amino acids)
Source: RefSeq, a predicted model, not a curated record